UAAUUUCUAAUUGAAAUCAAAACCAUCAAAACUGAAAUUAAUCUCUUAUAAUUUAAAUCAAAUUUUCGAUUUCACAAAUCGAAACUGUUAAUUUUGAUCUGAACUACGAAAAAAAAAAAUCAGUGUUUUGUUUUAGAAAAAUAGUUAUACCUGACCUAUAAACAGAAUUCAAACAAGAAAACGAAGGUAAAAUAGGCGCGCCUUCGCUUCAAAUAGGUAAAAAAAGAAAAAAAAAAACAAGAAAGAAAGAAAAAAAAGAAACAGUUAAUCGUUAAAAGUUCAAACCCAAAUGCCACCUUCUUCAAGCCCCCAAAAACAAGCAAUUCCAGAUUCUCUAUCUGGCUCGAUCGAAUCUCCCCCGACACAAGCUCCAUAACAGCGCUAAAAAUCACAAAAGGCGAAACCUUAACACUCACAAUUCACCCUGUUUCCAGAUGCGUGUCUCUCUCCUCUACGAAUCUUUUGGAUGUACCAUUUAUAUAGCAGAGCAGAACCGACCCGUCCAUUAAUGAGCCUUCUUGAUAUGAGAAUCGACACCGAUGGUUAUCUCGGCCAGCGGCCGUCUAUUUCAUUGGCAUUUUCUCCACUUAUGAUAAUUGAUGGGCGUUCUCGCAACAGCAACUUUUCCUAUAUUCAGCUCCCUGAGGAGCCCAUCAAGCUCUCCAUUCUCAGAUUGGAUGGCUCAUGUUUUGAUAUUGAAGUUAUGAAGUCUGCUUCCAUUGCAGAACUGAGACAGGCUGUGGAAGCUUUCUUCAGUGAUAUGACACAGAAUGGACCUGGCAAGAUCUCAUGGCCACAUGUGUGGAGCCAUUUCUGCUUAACGUAUGAUGGUCAGAAGCUAGUUACAGAAACUGAUUACAUCAGAAACUAUGGCAUCAAGGAUGGUGAUCAACUUCAAUUUAUCAGGCACAUCUCAAACAGUUGUAGUUUCAAGAAGAAGAGAUCAAAAAAAUGGACUUUUUGUUCAGAACAACACAAGAUCUCAAUAUCACGUUCACGUCCAAAUAUCUGUGACAACAAAAAAGGCAAUGAUGAGGAAGAGAAUCAUUACAACGUAGAGAAUGGGGAGUUCAGCACUUUUGAUGAUACAUAUAAAAAUUUUGAACACAAGGAAUCCAGGUGGGCUGGUUUAUUGCAACGGUUAUUCCCAUACUCCAGGCUGCAAGGCAGGAAGGAAGUUUGAAGUGCUCUCCCUCCAGAUCUGCCUGUGGUUUCAUGAGUGGUUGUAGAAAAAUCGUUUUUUGGGGUGACAGUAAUCAUCCUCAAAAGGAUGAAAGGAGAAAGGGCCAGGGAUCAACCUGAAUUGCAUUUUACUCAUGGUGCUUCAAUGCUUCGUUCGGCGCCUUGAGAGCAAGUAUGAGUGCCAUUCUAGAUUAUGCAUAUUUAACAAGCUGUGUAGGCCAUGUUCCGGUGUGAAAAUUUUGAUUACAAAUCAGCAUUGUUUAAUAUCAAGGAUAUCAGCUAACACUUGUUGGCAAUGAUCUCAACCUUCUCCUCUCUCUCUCUCUC
This is a messenger RNA of Hevea brasiliensis (rubber tree), 1509 nucleotides long. RefSeq lists its product as uncharacterized. Lineage: Eukaryota; Viridiplantae; Streptophyta; Magnoliopsida; Malpighiales; Euphorbiaceae. Gene Ontology annotation, biological process: mRNA splicing, via spliceosome. The record is from RefSeq and is a predicted model, not a curated record. The transcript is spliced from 5 exons. The coding region runs from base 467 to 1183 and encodes 238 amino acids. Gene Ontology annotation, cellular component: U12-type spliceosomal complex.